Molecule: messenger RNA, 1470 nt
Organism: Dioszegia hungarica
Lineage: Eukaryota; Fungi; Basidiomycota; Tremellomycetes; Tremellales; Bulleribasidiaceae
Exons: 5
Coding region: 1-1470 (489 amino acids)
Source: RefSeq, a predicted model, not a curated record
AUGCCUGAUGUCUGGACCAUCUAUCUCUCUCUCUCCCUCAUCCCCAUCAUUCCCCUCCUCCUUACGCUCCUCCCGCACGCCCUACCAUCCCGCCUGACCUCCCUCAGCCCGAUAUCCCGAGCUGGACCUAUCGGCGUUUCCCUCAUCUGCUUGGAGAUAAUACGAGCUGGAAAGACACUCUUAUCACAGCAGAUUCUGGAGGGAUCACGGCGUGAUGGAGGAUCGCCCGCUGUGAUACUGAUGUGCGAAGUGGAUACUGUCAUAUCUGCGUAUCUCUCUACUGCGCUCUUCGCUCAUCUUCCGAUGAUAGCAUACUCCCUCCUAAAGUCAUCGCCUACCCCAUCCAACCCACAGCCCUCGGUACCACGAACACGCUAUCUCAUCUCUCUCAUCUACUCCUACGCGCUCAUCCCGGUCCUGCCGAUUCUGGCCGACGCGGGAAUGGAAGGCUUCAGCAAGAAGGCGAUACCCGGAGGUGGAAGCGUAGGCGGGGGUUUUGGGGAAUGGUGGGGUCUCUACUGUGUUGAGCGGGAUCCAUGGUGGAGGAUAGGUGUUUCCGCAUAUUUUGUCUUGAUGGUGUAUACCUCGUAUCCCGGUCUCUGGCGGACUUACCGGCACUGGAUGCGUUUCUCGCUCGCACCCCCAGCCAACGUCCCGGUCGACCACCCGGACCCGCUUGAUCUCCCUUCGUUCUGGACAAGCCACAAGCCGCGCCGGCCGACAUCCUCCUUCUACGCCCCACCGACGCCUCCCCGCCGUUUACGGUCCACAUCUAGGAAGCAGCCAUCGAGGCUGCAGAAGGCGCAGCUUCCGGUGGGACCAGAUGAGAAGGAUGGCAUUCCGGCAUUACAAAUGCGCUACUUUGUCGACAGCGUCUAUUCGGACUCACCACCGCCCAUCUCUCCUUCAUCGGUAUAUACCAAAACGACCUUCCCUACGCUCACGGCUUACUCGAGCUGGACAGCCGUCAGCGCGGUGCCCGUCGAGAAUGGCCGCUCGGGCCUAUUCGUUCCCACUCGUCAUCCCCUCCGGCUUAGCCGGAUUUUACCCUCCCAACCAAGCCCAUCCCGCCCGCCCCCAUCCUCCCACUUCGGCUCAAGAAGCAGGAGCACCAUCCGCUCCUUCCUCAACCUCAUGCGAACCUCGCAUCAGACUACACCACGUACCGCUCCGCCCUCUCCACCAUUCAUUUGGUCCAUCCAUGAACCGGAACCGGAACCGGGAAUGGGGCUGCUGGCCCAGCCACCCCGAGCACGGCGGAGGGAGAGCGAGGUGUUCUCGGAUGGGGCGUCGAGCGUCUCGAGGUACUCGUUGACGUCGUUGGCUACUCCGGAGGGGCAGCAUGAUCGGUAUCUGGAGAGCUUGGAAAGGGAUGGCGGGGGAGGGCGAAGACGGCAGGAUAGUAGGGAUUGGGUGUACCCCGAGGAGGUGUUCGUGGAUUUUUCGCAGGAGGGGAAGUCAUCUCGAUAG